Ichthyophthirius multifiliis is the source of this 1123-nucleotide messenger RNA. Its product is annotated as WD repeat protein. The record is from RefSeq and is a predicted model, not a curated record. Gene Ontology annotation, molecular function: protein binding. Lineage: Eukaryota; Ciliophora; Oligohymenophorea; Hymenostomatida. The transcript has 4 exons.
AUGGAAUAUAAUUCUGACGAUGUAAAAGACGUAUUAAUUUUAAAGCAUCAUACAUAAUCUACUCGUUCAUGCAAUUUUUCUCCUAAUGGUUUACUAUUAUCAUCAGGUUCUAAAGAUAAUUCAAUAGCAAUAAUAGAUACUAAUGGCUAAAUAGUAUUGCAUUAAAAAAAUGCUCAUAAAGAGCCAAUAAACUUAGUAUAAUUCCUAAAUGAUGAUGUAUUAAUAAGCGGAGAUGACAAUGGUACUAUAAAAAUUUGGGAUUUAAAAAGUUCCUAAUGCGUAUAUGAAGGUAAAGAAUAAACAGAAACAAUUACAGGAGUAACAGUUUCUUAAGACUUUAAUUUUUUAUUAACAACUUCAUUAGAUGGAUCUUUAAGUGUAUAUGAUAUUCGUAAAGCAAAUAGUUCAAAAGAUAAAUUAUAUGCAUUAAGUGAUUGUAUGGAGGAAGAUUUAACUUCCAUAUGUUUAGUUAAAGAUGGCAAAUUUGUUGCUACUUCAUCUUCUGAAGGCAAUAUUUUAUUAUUUAAAUGGGAUUGGUUCGGAGAUUUUAAAGAUAGGGUAUUAUUGAAUACAGCAUCAAUUGAUACGAUGAUUAAAUUGGAUGAAAAUACGCUUAUUACAGGAGGGGAAGACGGAUUUGUGAGAGGAGUGAGUGUUUUUCCAAACAAGCAAUUAUAAAUAUUAGGAGAACAUGAAGAAGAUGACAAUUUCCCAAUCACGAAAAUCGCGUUGUCGCAUUGUAAAAAUAUACUAGCAUCGAUUUCACAUGAUAACAGUAUAAAAUUUUAUGAUGUUUAACAAUUUGUUAAUAAAAGAAUGAAAAUUGGACAAAAUACUUGGGAAGGAUAUGUUAGUGGCGAUGAAAAUGAAAGUAAUAGUGUAAUUGAUGAGGAAAAUAAAAGUAAGAAAGGAGGUAAGAAUAUAGAAGAAAAUGAUAGCGAAUUUAGUGAUAUUGAAGAAGAAGAUAAUGAUAAUGAUGAUGAAAAUGAUUAAAAAAAAGAUAAAAUAAUUAAUAAAAAAUUAAGACUUUCUGAUAAGGCUUUAAAUAAAGUUAAAUAAAAAUAAAAAAUUUAAAAGUUUUUUAAUCAUUUUUGAUUUGUGUGUUAUUUAUUUGAAUUUUAAU